This is a messenger RNA of Sordaria macrospora k-hell, 1149 nucleotides long. Lineage: Eukaryota; Fungi; Ascomycota; Sordariomycetes; Sordariales; Sordariaceae. The record is from RefSeq and is a predicted model, not a curated record.
AUGUCCAACACCGACUUCCUCGGCCGCGCCAUCGAGCAGGUGCGCAAAGCCAUCGAAGCCGACAACGCCGCCCAGUACGACAAGGCCUACCAGAUGUACUACCAGUCGCUCGAGCUCUUCAUGCUGGCGCUGAAGUGGGAGAAGAACCCGAAAUCCAAGGAGAUGAUCCGGGCCAAGACGGGCGAGUACAUGGACCGCGCUGAGAAGCUCAAAGCGCACCUGGCGGACGCGGACGCCAAGAAGAAGAAGCCCGGGAUGGUGGGCGCGAACGGGGGGUCGACGGGCGGGACGGGCAAAGGGAAAGAGGCCGGCGAGGACGGCGCUAAUGGCGGCGAGGCCCUGGACGAAGAUAGCAAGAAGCUGAGGAGCGCGUUGGCGGGAGCGAUCCUCCAGGAGAGGCCGAAUAUCAGCUGGGAUGAUGUGGCGGGACUGGAGGGUGCGAAGGAGGCGCUCAAAGAGGCGGUUCUGUUGCCCAUUAAGUUCCCGCAUUUGUUCCAGGGGAAGAGGCAGCCGUGGAAGGGAAUCCUGCUGUAUGGCCCGCCGGGAACGGGAAAGAGUUAUUUGGCAAAGGCGGUGGCGACGGAGGCCAAGAGCACGUUCUUUAGCGUGUCAAGCUCGGAUUUGGUGAGCAAGUGGAUGGGUGAGAGUGAACGUCUAGUAAAGCAACUCUUCGCCAUGGCCCGAGAAAACAAGCCCUCCAUCAUCUUCAUCGACGAGAUCGACGCUCUGUGCGGCCCCCGAGGCGAAGGCGAGUCGGAAGCCUCGCGCAGGAUAAAAACCGAGCUUCUGGUUCAGAUGGACGGGGAAGACUUCCGCGAGCUGGCUCGCGCUGCCGAGGGAUACUCGGGGUCCGAUAUCAGUAUCGUGGUGCAGGAUGCGCUGAUGCAGCCGGUGAGGAAGAUUCAGCAGGCUACGCAUUUUAAGAAGGUAAUCCACGAAGGCAAACAAAUGCUCACCCCCUGCUCGCCAGGCGACCCGGAAGCCAUCGAAAUGACGUGGGAGCAAGUACCCUCGGACGAGCUGCUGGAGCCGUUUGUGGACAAGAAGGACUUUAUCAAGGCCAUCAAAGCCAGCAGGCCGACGGUGUCCCAGGAAGACUUGCACAGGAAUGAGGAGUGGACCAAGGAGUUUGGUAGUGAGGGUGCGUAG